Messenger RNA from Phragmites australis (common reed), 1166 nucleotides. RefSeq lists its product as uncharacterized. Lineage: Eukaryota; Viridiplantae; Streptophyta; Magnoliopsida; Poales; Poaceae. The record is from RefSeq and is a predicted model, not a curated record. Gene Ontology annotation, molecular function: small GTPase binding. The coding region runs from base 222 to 1106 and encodes 294 amino acids. Gene Ontology annotation, biological process: vesicle-mediated transport. Gene Ontology annotation, cellular component: Golgi apparatus; membrane. The transcript has 5 exons.
UCACCUACAACGGCACUGUUCACGUACACAGAGAGUGCCAGGUGGGUCCGGUUUGGUUAUAAUCCAACGAGAAGCCGGAGCCUCAGCGACAAUGCGAGAUCCCGCAUAAACCAUCCACGGAUCCACCCCUCGUUCACGCGGCGGGCCUGCGAUUCUACCCCCCUUCGCACUACUCCUUCCCGCCGCAAAACACCUCUGCCUCGCCGCCGUCGCCGGCGAAGAUGAUGUCCGGCGGUGGGUACUCCGCCCUCGACGACCCCAAGGCCUCCGGAUCCGUCCCGGCGGCGACGGGGCCGGAUCCGCCGGCCAUCAGGUUCGCCGACUCCAACCUCCAGACGUUCCCGCCGUCCGAGGCCAGGGGCAAGAUCUCCGGCGCCUACCGCCCGCCCACCGACGCCGACGACACCUUCUCUUCCAAACCCGGGGGAGGAGGCAGCGGCGGCGGCGGUGCCAGAGGCAGCGGUGCGGGGUCCGACGACGCCGGGCAGGGCGGCUGGUUCCGGAUGUUCUCCGUGGCGGCGUACAAGCCCUACUUCGACGUUGACACCGCCGACGUCGUCGAGAGGAUCUGGGAGUCCGUCUUCCCCUUCCGCGGCACCUUCACCGAAAAGACCUCCGAGAACCCCGACCUUUAUGGGCCAUUCUGGACGUCCACCACCUUGAUUUUCGUUGCUGCAUCCAUUGCCACUUUCGUCACCUACCUAUCGCACAAAUGGCACAAGAAGGAGUGGAACUAUGAUAUUAAUUUGGUUACCUGGUCUGCUGGCUUAUUCUAUGGCUACGUGACGUUUGUUCCCCUUCUCUUAUAUGUUAUUCUUAAGUACUUCUCAGCACCUGCUGGACUGGUGCAACUGUGGUGCCUUUAUGGAUACUCCUUGUUCAUCUUCAUUCCAGCAUCGCUUCUGUCAAUUGUGCCGAUAGAAAUAUUCAGAUGGGUGAUUGCUGGUGUCGCUGGUUUUAUGUCUGCUACCUUUGUUGCUGUGAAUCUCCGGGCUCACAUUGUAAAUGCUGGCGAGCGUUGGUUCCUGAUUGUUGCAGGAAUAUUCUUGUUGCAGUUGGGACUGGCUGUUUUGCUGAAACUCUAUUUCUUCACGAUAACUGUAUAGGAUAACUGCAUCUGUGCUUGUAUUAGUCAGGAAUGAAUGCAAACAGUUUUCCAGGUUCAA